AUGGAUCAUGAAAGAUCAAGUACUGAUCAUAGUACAGAUAAAGUGCUUGUCGACGAAGUGAUGCUUCCAGGUUUUAGGUUUCAUCCAACGGAUGAGGAGCUUGUUGGGUUUUAUCUCAAGAGGAAGAUUCAGCAACGCCCUCUCUCCAUUGAGCUCAUCAAACAGCUUGACAUCUAUAAAUAUGAUCCCUGGGAUCUUCCUAAGUUGGCGAGUACGGGAGAGAAAGAGUGGUAUUUCUACUGCCCUAGAGACAGGAAAUACAGGAACAGUGCAAGGCCGAACCGGGUUACCAGAGCUGGGUUUUGGAAGGCCACGGGAACCGACCGGCCCAUUUACUCCUCAGAGGGCACCAAGUGCAUUGGCUUGAAGAAAUCUCUUGUUUUCUACAAAGGCAGAGCUGCCAAGGGCGUCAAAACUGACUGGAUGAUGCAUGAGUUCCGCUUGCCUUCUCUUACCGAUCACUCGGUUCCUUCAUCGAAGAGAUCACUGGACAAAAGCUUUCCAGCUAAUGAUUCAUGGGCAAUCUGCAGAAUAUUCAAGAAAACCAACUCAACAGCUCAAAGAGCUCUUUCUCAUUCUUGGGUCUCUCCCUUACCAGAACCAAUUAGCUCAUCUGAUCAUAUUUUGUUUGCCAAACCCACAAAUAACAGUCAGUUUAGUUCAGAGACGAGCAUUAAUAUGUCGCUCACACCAAGAACCAGUACUCCUACUUCAUCAGCCAACUAUUUUGGUAGCUCUAACAACGACAUGCAAAACUCAUCCCCCAAUAGUACUACUACCACUUUCUCUCCCGUUGACUUUGUCCCCUACAAACCCUAUUGCGCAGACUAUUCUCCUAACUUGCUAUUUCCACCUCUUCAAACUACUUCUGGAGUGCAAGCUGCAAAUGACAAUAUUACCCCUUCCAUGUUGUUGAACAUGUCUUCCAUUCUUGGAAACAAUCAUUUUGGUUGUAGUAGUACUUCUAAGGCUUCUCAUCAUGAGGAUCAUAUAGACUUGAUCAGUGGACUAUCAUCAGUACAAGAACACUGUAAUAGUAAUGGCUUCUCGUAUGAUCAUAUACUACAAGAAAAUCUAGGCAAUAAUAUUAUCGGUACUUAUGAUCAUAUGAUCAAGAAUCACUCAGAAGCUCAUCAUGAUCAGUGGGAGGCUGUUAGAUCCCUUGGAUUUCCCUUCAAUUUGCCUUUGCCUUUGAGUACCGUCGUGGCGGAUCCGUGGAAACCGAGCAUGAUUUGGGACUCUUUGCCAUGUCCAACUGAAAUGUCCACAAAUUUCCCCACUACCAAAUGCUAUACUUAG
Morus notabilis is the source of this 1299-nucleotide messenger RNA. Its product is annotated as putative NAC domain-containing protein 94. Bases 1 to 1299 code for a protein of 432 amino acids. Gene Ontology annotation, biological process: regulation of DNA-templated transcription. The transcript has 3 exons. Gene Ontology annotation, molecular function: DNA binding. The record is from RefSeq and is a predicted model, not a curated record. Lineage: Eukaryota; Viridiplantae; Streptophyta; Magnoliopsida; Rosales; Moraceae.